Drosophila willistoni is the source of this 1410-nucleotide messenger RNA. RefSeq lists its product as uncharacterized. The transcript is spliced from 2 exons. Lineage: Eukaryota; Metazoa; Arthropoda; Insecta; Diptera; Drosophilidae. Bases 38 to 1378 code for a protein of 446 amino acids. The record is from RefSeq and is a predicted model, not a curated record.
AAUAAAUUUUGUAUCAAUCUUAAAUUAAGACACCAUCAUGGACUGCGAUGAAGUACCUGUAGAUCUUGUCCGCGAAAGGUUGGUUGCCUUCGAUUUUAUGGACAAUCAUCCACAGUCUGCGAAAAGUUAUGCUACCUGGGUUCUUUCGACUAUGGACAUCUUCUGGCGUGGGCGUCUAAUCAAUGCAUAUUUGGCCAACUUGAUGAUGCCGAAACCACUCUUGAAGCCACGAGAGUGUGUGAAAACGUUGCGAGUAUUGCACGAGAUUACCACAUAUUGCACCAAAGUAGAUGUCCGACGACUGGUGAUAACAACCGAUAUAAUGGUCUAUAUGAGGGAUAUAUUAAAUACACAUAAUGUGCGUCAUAUUAUUGUACGUAGUUCCUUAACCCUACUAAGCAAUCUUAUACUUUGUGGUUGGCGGAUUCGUGAUGCUCUUGGCGAGUCUGGUUUGCUGACCCAGUUACUCAAGCUAAUGCAACAACAGAAUACUAUGGAAUCAAAGCAUAAACCUAUAAUGGGACAAGUAUUAUGGAUUUUGUAUCAUUAUUUGACGUAUAAACUUCCUGGGCCACCUGUGAGCGACUUAAAGCAAAUAGCUAAAACCUUGGCCUCGCUACUCUCAUAUCGUAAGGAUGCCGAUGUCUUAGUGACCUUACUGAAAAUGUCUCGCCUAGUCGCGGAAUAUCAUUCAGCCAUGUUUUCAGUGAUGAUACAAACGGAGCUUUUCGAACGUGCAACCCGAUUUUUACUCAGCCCACUUCCCGAAAUUCAACGUGAAGCCUUGUUCGUUGUCGCGAAUACGUGUCAAAUGCAUCGCAAACAAAAAUAUAUAAAUUUAUAUCGCUUUCGCCGUUGUAUACUUAAUCCUUUUCACAUUUUAAUACUUGGUGCUACGAUGAAUAUUCGCAUAUUGGCACUGCAUACACUUGGCGGCAUUAUCGAUCAUCGUUGCGUACGACCUCAUCAAAUACUGGGCAUGACCAAGAAGAUUAUGUUGUGCACCAAAGACAAGGAUCCAGCAGUUCGUCUAGCCGCCAGCUGGACAUUCAUCAGUCUAGCCAGUCAUUUGGAGAGUCAAUAUUUUCCACAUUUUUUAAAACUGGGUGGACUCAAUGCCAUGUGUGAGCUACUCCAUCAAAAACUACCAGUUCAAGUAACGCGCAACUUGCUCUCCGUAAUUGUACUCGUUUUGGAGAGUUAUCGCCAUUUGAAGGCAUCUUUAAAAAUCAUCAUAAGAGAAACCAAGAUCAGGCCCAUUUUGAACGAGUUGCAAGCAAGUCCCAACGUUUCGAUAAGUACACUAGCCACAUUAUUGGACGAUCGUUUUAUGCAGCAAUUAUGUUGGGUUGAUGUAUUGGUUCAAAUGGGCUUGUAAAAAAAAUGUUCAAACUUUUCAUAAAUUUUCAU